Molecule: messenger RNA, 2685 nt
Organism: Amyelois transitella
Lineage: Eukaryota; Metazoa; Arthropoda; Insecta; Lepidoptera; Pyralidae
Product: hemicentin-1
Exons: 17
Coding region: 1-2676 (891 amino acids)
Source: RefSeq, a predicted model, not a curated record
AUGGCUUCAAAAAUGUGGAUAUUAUUGAUUCUGUGCAUAUCAAAAUUGGUUUCGGGUAAAAGUUUGACGAUGGUUCUAGAUACAACAUUCUCUAUGCAUGAUGAUGUUGAGAUCAUCAAGAAUAACAUAAGAUCUGUACUAGAUACUGUAACUUUGGUGCCACAUGUCGACGAAUUCAUAUUAGUGCCUUUUAGUGAUCCUGAUGUUGGUGUUCCAAUAAAAUCGACGUCUCCAGAAGAAUUUUUGAGUACAGUCCAUGCUGUUAGGACUAGUGGUGGUACUGACUGCCCAGAAAACUCUUUGGCUGGUAUUAUAAAAGGUCUAGAGAUUAGCAAACCGGAGUCUUAUAUCUACCUCUUUACUGAUGCAUUUGCAAAUGAUUACAAUCUGUCCUCGGAGGUUAAAGAUCUUUGUAAGACCACAAAAAGUAAGGUGAUAAUAUUUUUAAGCGGUUACUGUAGAUCGAUAGAAGGCACCGUGGAAAUUUAUAAAAAUAUCACUGACCACUGCUCUGGAGCUGUUUUUCAAUUGGAUCGAAGUAAUUUUAAGAAGGCAUUUCAACUGAUGAAGGAAAUCACAUUAACAGAAUGGAAUAGUAUACAGAAUUACUACCCAGUUACAGAUCGAUAUGAAAUUGAGAUUUCUUUGGAUGCCUUUACAUCAAACAUGAUGAUAGUGGCCACUGGACAAAAUACACUAGUCACUGUGAACGAUUGUUUUGACUGUGAAGAAGUUAUGAAGGAUGCCAAAUCAUUCCAUGUCCUUCGAGUAAAGCAACACGUUGGGACACAUCGAUUAACUUUGAGAUGUGAGAUAUGUUCUUCACUGAUAAUCUACAAACGGCUUGACUUACAAUUUCAAUUCGGGUUUUCGACAAGACGUGUUCACAAUAUAAAAGAAACUACCUUGAAACCUAUCCCAGGCCUAGAAAACUACAUCACAAUAUUUUUGAAAAACGAGGGUAGUGUGACGGCUAGUUCCAUGGCUCUACAGUCAGAUGGCAGUCCUGUCUCUGAAUUGCACCUGGAACAGUUGGCUCCAGGUUGUUACUAUGCCACCGCGUACAUAUCUUCCGAUAAACGUUACAGAAUUGUCAUUAAAGGAUAUGAUUCAUCAACAUCCCAGCAAUUGACAGGAUUAACAAAUAUUUUGCGGCCACAAGAAAAAGGAUUUGUACCAGCUUCUUUAGCGCCAAUGGUAGAAAUUGUCAAACCAGAGAAUACAUUAAUAGAAUUUGGAUAUAGUCUAGAAAUAGCAUGCAGAGUUACAGGUUAUCCAAAGCCAGAUAUUUGGUGGGAGGACAGCAAUGAAAAAAAACUUAAGUCCGACGAACUUCUUUUAGAAACUCCUUCAGUUUACAUGAGCUAUGCUACAUACAAUGUUACAUCUAACAGUACAAUAUUCUGCAAAUCUAAAAAUUUUGAUGGUAAUGCAUCGCAAGAGCUGAAAUUGAAUGUGAACAAAACUGCAAUCUUGGAGUUUGUGCAGAAACCUAAAGAUGAAACGUUCCAAUAUGGCAAGGAAGGUAAAAUUUACUGUCAAGUAAAUUCUUAUCCAGAAGCAUCUAUCACGUGGUACCACAAUGAUACACUUCUAGAAAAUUCCGACAAUAUACAAAUUAAACCAGGAGAUAACGCUGUAGUGAUACAAAAUAUGGGUCUAGAUGACGUCGGAGAGUAUAAAUGUGAAGUCAGCAACACGGUUGAGAAAAAAACUGUGACUGCUUCUAUAGACAUUUCUGGAUUAGAAUAUCCAGAAAUUGCUACCGAUAACUUUCAAAUUGCUGUAAAACUCGGUGAGCGGGCAAAUAUUCAGUGCAGCAUUGUUAAGGGUAAUCCAGUACCAGAUGUAACCUGGCAAUAUAAAUCUGAGGACAGUGAUGAAUUUGGAAAACUUCCAACUGGAGCAUAUGUCAUUGAUAGCAAACCUGCAAAAAAUAAAAAUGAGACUUUGUCUGUAGCUAGUAGUAGCAACUUUUUAAGUUUCUUUAGUGGUCCUAGUAAACCAAAAGAUAACGCUAAACCAUUAUCAAUAAGUACGAAUAAAGCCGGUAUAUAUCAGUGUAAAGGAAGUAACAUAUUGGGGGAACACUCCAAAGAAAUUAUUCUUAAAGUUCAAGUUCCUCCAAAAAUUCGGAACAGUGAGGAUGAAACUGUUACUGUUAAGAAGGGACGUAGAGUUGAGUUACCAUGUGAAGUGGACGCAGAUCCCGAUGCUAAUGUGCGGUGGGAGGUCCAUCACGGCGACCGCAUUGUCAAUCUAAGUGCAAGACACCACGUUGAUUAUAAAAAUACUCUCAUAUUUAACACCCGUUGGAAUGAUUCCGGAGAAUAUCACUGUAUAGCUAAAAAUGAAUACGGAAGUGCUGAUAAGAAAUAUACUGUCACUGUGCUUGUGGCUCCUUACAUCGAAGCUCCUAAGUCGAAGACUAUCACAACUACCGUAGGUUCUACCGUAACUUUGGUCUGCGACGCCUUCGGAAGUCCGUCUCCUUCCACCAGAUGGCAGUUCAGUGCUCCUGAUUCACCACCUGUAACUUUAUCGAGUGGCAAUUCAAUGAACGUGUUAACCUUGAAUCACUUAACAAAAUUACAAGAAGGAUAUUACAGCUGCAUAGCCGAAAAUUCUGUUGGUGUAGACAUAAUAAAAAUAUUAGUUAAUGUUCAUAAUUUAUAAGCAUACUGA